This is a messenger RNA of Ilex paraguariensis (yerba mate), 2208 nucleotides long. The record is from the annotation of a GenBank genome assembly. NCBI's taxonomy places the organism in Eukaryota, Viridiplantae, Streptophyta, Magnoliopsida, Aquifoliales, Aquifoliaceae.
AUGCAUCGACGCCUAGCUGUUUUUCGUUAUGGGGUUCUCACAAAUUCCCCACUUUCUUAUCUGAAUAGGAGCAAUAUAUUACACACCCCCCUGAGUAGUUUGAAUCGCAGAAAUAAUGCGUCCGCUUUGUUUCGAGUAUUUAUGUACACUUCGACGCAGCACCGGCGAGUUCCAGACCCCAAUAACAUAUCCGACUUAAUGAAGGAAGAUGGUGUUUCUGUUUGUUCUCGAAUGUGGAUUGAGAACUUUCAAGAACCCGAAAAAACUGUGACCAAUUUGGCUGAUUAUCUGAGGAGAUUUGAAUUAUGGGUAUUGGCUUACCAGAAGGUUUGUGCUGAUGAGAUGGGUGCAUAUAUGCCCCGCAGUGCCAUAACAAGGUCGGCUCUUGAGGAUUUGUUAGCUUUACGGAAUGCAGUUCUUGACAAUAGGUUUAAGUGGGGAGCUAGGUUGGAGUUUUUCCUGAAGUCUCCGAAGGACAAGACUGAGUAUGAGUCGUUAUCGAAGAGGAAAAUCAAGGCCAUUUUGACUACUACACAGCCAGCUCCAUUUCAAGAUAGGAUAGUUCAGGAGGUGUUGUUCAUGAUUUUGGAGCCGAUUUAUGAGGGGAGGUUUUCCCAGAAAUCAUUUGCAUUUAGGCCAGGAAGGAAUGCACAUACAGUGCUGAGGGUUAUUCGGAGGAGCUUUGCAGGUUAUCUGUGGUAUAUAAAAGGGGAUUUGAGUACUGUCUUAGACGGAAUGAAGGUUGGGAUGGUGAUAGGCGCUCUAAUGAGGGAUGUCAGAGAUAAAAAGGUGAUUGAUUUGGUAAAGAUGGCAUUGACUACGCCAGUGAUUACUAGUAAGGUUGAUGAAGGUGAGAAGAAGAAAAAAACGAAGAGAAAGUAUCAGAAGAAGAGAGUGUUAGCAGAAGAUGAGCCGAAGCCUGACCCAUAUUGGUUAGACACCUUUUUUGGGUUUGCUCCUGAAGAGGCUGAGAAAUUGCCUAAUUGGGGGCAUUGUGGCAUUCUUAGUCCUCUUUUGGCUAACAUAUGCCUUGAUGAACUGGACCGUUGGAUGGAGGGUAAGAUCAAAGAACUCUAUCGACCUUCAAAGAGUGAUGUCAUAUGGAAUAGUCCAGAUGGGGAAGUGGAGCAGGGGAAUACAUCUUGGCCAGAAUUUGUUCCCACAAGUGGACCAGAUAAGACGCGGAAGAUUGAUUAUGUGCGUUAUGGUGGGCACAUUCUCAUUGGAGUUAGGGGACCUAGGGCGGAUGCAGCAACAUUGAGAAAGCAGUUGAUUGAGUUUUGUGAUCAAAAAUAUCUGCUGAAGCUUGAUAAUGAGAGUCUCCCUAUUGAACACAUAACUAAAGGUAUAAUGUUUCUUGACCAUGUUUUGUGCCGUAGAGUUGUGUAUCCUACUCUUCGGUAUACAGCAACUGGCGGGAAGAUCAUCAGUGAGAAGGGUGUGGGCACUCUAUUAUCGGUUACUGCAAGUCUGAAACAAUGCAUUAAACAAUUUAGGAAGUUGAACUUUCUCAAGGGCGAUAGAGACCCAGACCCCCAGCCGUGUUUUAGAAUGUUCCAUGCCACCCAAGCUCACACAAAUGCACAGAUGAACAAGUUGUUGUCGACAAUGGUUGAGUGGUAUAGAUAUGCUGACAAUCGGAAGAAAAUUGUCAACUUUUGUUCUUAUAUCAUAAGGGGUUCACUUGCGAAGCUCUAUGCAGCAAAAUACAAGCUUCGCUCACGAGCAAAGGUGUAUAAGAUUGGUGCUAGGAAUCUGAGCCGUCCGUUGAAGGAGAAAAAAGGGCAGUCACCGGAGUACCAUAAUUUGCUGAGAAUGGGUCUUGUGGAGUCAAUUGAUGGGCUUCAGUAUACCAGGAUGUCUCUUGUGCCAGAGACAGAUUACACCCCUUUUCCAAUGGGUUGGAGACCUGAUCAUGAGAAGGCAUUGCUUGAAUAUAUAAAGCUGGAUGAUCCUCAAACUCUAGAGGAGCAACGGUGCUGCCUCAGAGAACAAGGUCUGAUUUCGCCUCAGGAUUACAUUUCAAUGCUAGUUUGGAACUAUAAAAGGAAUGCCAUUGCAGUGGAUCAGCUUUCCACCACAGGAAGUGGUGGGAAAAACUUACAAACAGGAAAAGAGUUGCUGUUGGACUUGACCUACAAAGAUGCUGAGCAAAGAUCAGGGGAUGAGGAAGACAAAGAAGAAAGGGUUCAUGCAGCACAAAUGUAA